Molecule: messenger RNA, 5024 nt
Organism: Bubalus bubalis (water buffalo)
Lineage: Eukaryota; Metazoa; Chordata; Mammalia; Artiodactyla; Bovidae
Gene: TPBGL
Product: trophoblast glycoprotein like
Exons: 3
Coding region: 585-1751 (388 amino acids)
Biological process (GO): negative regulation of canonical Wnt signaling pathway
Cellular component (GO): plasma membrane
Molecular function (GO): protein binding
Source: RefSeq, a predicted model, not a curated record
CCUAUAAACAGCUCAGCUUUGGUCCCUUCUGAGACCCCCUACUCCAACAGUGCAAAAUCUGCUUCUCGUCUCACCACCUCUGGAGCCCCAAACCCUCCUACCCAUUCACCAUUUACAGGUGGGGUACCCUGGAGAGGAGGAGGUGCAGCUGAUGUCAUCCAACAACCCUAAGGUCCUGAGACCCAGGACAACCAAGCAGGGGUCCAAGGUGCUGGGGCAAGGAGCACAGCCCUCUCCUUGAUCAGAGGAAUUAGGAAGCAGCUGAAAAACGAGGAACUUUCCCAGCUGACCCCUCAUCCCUGCCUGCACUUGGAGGAGGAACUCUAAAAUCCUGCCCCUAAAUUCUCCCUUGGAGAUGCUGACCCACCUGCCAGCUCUCCCCAGCCCGGCCCCGUCCCGCCCCACACGUGCCUGAGAGGAAAGUGAAGGUUCCUCGGACUCUAGAGCCAGCGGACGGAAGGACGACGACCGCCGGGCGCUCCGGGUCAAGGACUUGCCCCACCCGCCCCCCUCCCCGCCCCCAAGGCGCUCCGAACUCACUGGUGAGCGCCGCGACCCGGGCUCUGGAUGUGGGGGCAGCUGCGAUGGCCCCGCGCGCGGGACAGCCGGAGCACAGGGGCCCGCUGCUGCCGGGGCUGCUGCUCGUGGCGGCGGCGCUGAGCCGACCCGCCGCGCCCUGUCCCUUCCAUUGCUACUGCUUCGGCGGCCCCAAGCUGAUGUUGCGCUGCGCGUCCGGCGCCGAGCUCCGGCAGCCGCCGCGGGACGUGCCGCCCGACGCGCGCAACCUCACCAUCGUGGGCGCCAACCUGACGGUGCUGCGCGCGGCCGCCUUCGCCGGCGGGGACGCGGACGGGGAGGCGGCGGAGGGCGGUGUGCGCCUUCCGCACCUGACUGCGCUGCGCCUCACGCACAACAACAUCGAGGUGGUGGAGGACGGCGCCUUCGACGGGCUACCCAGCCUGACGGCGCUCGACCUGAGCCACAAUCCGCUGCGCACCCUGGGCGGCGGCGCCUUCCGCGGACUGCCCGCGCUGCGCUCGCUGCAGCUCAACCACGCGCUGGCGCGGGGCGGCCCCGCACUGCUGGCCGCGCUGGACGCCGCGCUCGCUCCGCUGGACGAGCUGCGCCUACUGGGCUUGGCGGGCAACGCGCUUAGCCGCCUGCCGCCCGCCGCUCUGCGCCGGCCUCGCCUGGAGCAGCUGGAUGUGCACCUCAACGCGCUGGCCGACCUGGACCCCGACGAGCUGCGGGCGCUCGAACGCGAUGGCGGCCUCCCCGCGCCACGCUUACUGCUCGCGGACAACCCCCUGCGCUGCGGCUGCGCCGCGCGCCCCCUGCUGGCCUGGCUGCACAACGCCACGGAGCGCGUACCCGACGCGCGGCGCCUGCGCUGCGCCGCCCCGCGGGCGCUGCACAACCGGCCUUUCCUGGACCUGGAAGAGGCGCAGCUGCGCUGCGCCGACAGCGAUGCCAACAGUCGCGGGGAUGAAGUGGAACUCGCCGGCCCCGAGCUGGAAGCCUCCUACGUCUUCUUCGGGCUUGUUCUGGCGCUCAUCGGCCUCAUCUUCCUUAUGGUGCUCUACCUAAACCGCCGCGGCAUCCAGCGCUGGAUGCGCAACUUGCGCGAGGCGUGCCGGGACCAGAUGGAGGGCUACCACUACCGCUACGAGCAGGACGCCGACCCGCGCCGCGCGCCCGCCCCGGCCGCCCCCGCCUGCUCUCGCGCCACUUCCCCGGGUUCGGGCCUCUGAGCUUCUCCUGUUCUGACUUGGGGACUAACCCCUGCCAGCUGAUGACCUUACUGAGGCCACCUCGCCCGAGACCGUGGGUAUGGGACACCCGCGAGCUUGAGGCUUUGAGACCUGCCCCUGCCCUGAGACCUUUGGAUUAUGGCAUCUCCCCCACCCAGAGGCCUGGACCUAUACCCCUUCUCCCCAGCUUCUGAGCGCUGUCACCAUCGAAGACCCAGAGACACCCUCUUCUGAUUCCAGAACCUAGCCCCCCUCCAUCCACUCAUCCCAGGCUCUGAAAGCCCUCCUGAACCACCCGAAGCCCCUUCCCCCUUUCAGGACUCACUCGGAGACCCUGUCCCUCUAUCCCAAGGCCCUGAGACUGCUUCCACCACCCUGUGCUUUGAACCCAGACCUCUCAGCAGGAAACACCCCCCCUAAACUACACUCCAGCUUGCAGCCCUCAGCUCCCUUCUAGUGCUCAGGGGCCCUCACAUCCCAUUCUAGUCUCAGAAUCAGAGCACCCCCUUCAGAAGGUUUUUGUGGACUUUGAGCCUUUUUUCUUUUACCAGCUCAUCCUGCAUACAGACCUACAUCUGGGGGCUCUGAGGGCUGGGCACCCUCCCCCAAUCGGAAGAUGUAUUUCAUGCCACCCACCACCCCAGCUCUAGCUCAAGCCCCUCCUUGGCCCAGGCUUGGCACUCAGCUCCUAACUCUCCCAUCACAGGGACAGGGACACCUCGUUAAACCCUUAGUGUGGAGCCGAUCCUCAGCAUUUCCCACUUUGGGUUCUCAUACCCCAAUACUCAGUCCUUGUUCCCAAUUUGAGACUCUCAGCUCUUUACCCGAUCUGAGUUUCAUCCCUCUACCCAAGUUCUGGGCUCUCAGUUCUCUCUAAACCCGUUGCUUGCACUCAGUAACCACACCUGCCGCUCACUGGGUCAGGUCCAGUGAGGACUCCAUCCCUGGGAGAUGCCCACCCCCCUUUCCUCUUAGGAUGAGCUCUCUAGCCCUGCAAAACAGGCAGGUGCCAAGCACCGCCCCCCACCCCAACCAUGCUAGCAGAUCCUCGUGAGAGAUCCUGGAGGAGAGAAUCCUGGGGGUGCAAAGUAGAUGGGCUGCCUUAGAACCAGGGUCAGCUGACCUUUGUGCCCACAGAGGGGGUGGAAGAGGAGGCUCUGAAGGACUGGGAGCUGUUGGCCACAUCCUCUUUCCCAUGUGACUCUUCUCCCCUGAAGUUUCCUUGCUGCCACCUUGCCAUCCUUGCCCACCCCCUACCCCAUAUGACUUCUGGAAGAGGAAGGGGGCCUCUCCUCCUGUCUCAGGCACAAGCCCUCCUGUCCAGGGUCAGAGCCUCAGCGCCCUGCCUUCUGCAUGAUCCCAAAGCACAAUUGGUGAGUGGGAGGGGGCUGCCUCUCCUUGACUCCCACCCCUAGGUCAAGCAGAAUGGCUGGCCUGUGCUGCCUCUGCACACAGGAAGUCACCCUCCUCCAACAUAUUGGCUUGAGGCCUCCCCCUCCACCUAGAAAUCUGGAUCUCCUUUGGGCAGUUUUCUAUAAAGUCUGCAAUAAUCUCAUAUACUCUGCUCUUGGAAGUGGUGCCAUGUCAUUCUUGCUGACCUUGGUCACUGAAGCGGGUGGGAGGGGACACUUAGAGCAUUUUGGACCUUCCUGAGAUGAAGCAGUGACUUUUGAUGUCUUUUCUCAGACUGGGAGUGAAAAAUGGGCUCUGACCGCACAUCAUAGGAUUGGGGCUAGACAUAUGGAGGGACUUCCCAUUGGGAUGGCAUGGCUCUCCAAACCAGUUUUGCUUUUCAUCCUGAGGUAGAGUUAUCCACAGCCAGGGUGGAACCCUAUGCUUCCUCUUCAUUCUCUUACCCUUUGACUCCUCAACACUCUGUGGAAUGGGGGGUCGUGGGGGUGAUGUCGUUAGACUGACAAAUUAACUAGCAUCAGAUGAGUCUGUCGAGGGAGGAAGUCCAGCUACAGAGAAUCAGAAGCAGUUAAUUCAGGCAGGAAAGAGGAGGAUGCGUGAUCUGCUGCUUUGGCAUCAUCUCCUCUGUUGAAUUGGGCUUCCCUGGUGGCUCAGACAGUAAAGAAUCAGCCUGCAAUGUGGGAGACCUGGGUUCGAUCCCUGGGUUGGGAAUAUCCCUUGGAGGAGGGCAUGGCAACCCAUUCCAGUAUUCUUGCCAGCGGAGCAUGGCAGGCUACAGUCCAUGGGCUCUCAAAGAGUCGGACACGACUGAGCGACUAAGCACAGCACCUCUGUUGAAUUACCUGAUCCUCCCUUAUGUCCUGUGUCAUGCCAUGCUCUCCUGGCUACAGGACUAAGACCAGCACCUUGAGUAUAUGAGAGGCUGAGGGGAGGCAGCCUAGCAGUGUGUGUGUGUGUGUGUGUGUGUGUGUGUGUGUGUAGAAUAGCCCCUUGAAAUAUGUGGACAAGAAGACAGGUGGGUUCUAGGCCAGUGGGGUUAGGACAAGAGGCUGUCUCCUCCUCAAGGUCCCCAGUCUGGAUUAUUUUACAUUCAGGGUCUCAGAACCCUGGAACUGCGUGGCGAAUGUCUAGAAUUCUGGCAUUUUAGAAUCCUGAAGUUCUAGAAUGUGUCUUCUAAACAUUGAAAGGGACCUGCAAGGUGAUGUGGGAAACCUGGUAAACUGUGUCAGCAAGGAGCACCCUCUCUCUGUGAAGAGCCCAAUCCCUCCCUUCCACUUUUAGGGCCAGAGAAAGCAGCCUGGGACUCCUUGACAGUCCCAGCUUUGCCACGAGGCCAGGAACACUCCUCACCCCAGCUGGCUUUUCACCGAGUGAAAAGAGUCUCGAGUCUCCUUCUGUUCUCCCAGCAAACUUCCUACCCCUCCUCUCAGUCAUUCCUCAUGAGAAAGGGUUAAAUUCUUUUGAAGCAUUUCCAUCUGUCAGUGGCCUUCAAAGAAUGCUCUGCCAGUCCCGCAGGACAAAAUAAUAAUGGGUUUCUAACAAGGUUAGAGAACUAUGUCUCUAACAGGUCACCCCCACUCUCAGUUCCAAAGACAUGUCCUCUGGCACUGUAACCUAAGACUGCAGUUAAGUCCUGGCAUAUAAAACAUGCUACUAGCCGUGGCUCACUGUCAGCAAAAAUCUUGGAGGGUUUUAGAUGAGAGCUGAUGCUAAGCUAAAUAUCAAAUCAAUAGUUGUCAAAAAUCAACAAAUUGAGUACCUAAGUUAUGCCAGUUGACAUUUAACCUUAGUAUCAUUCACUGAUUCCCAUUAAAUGUUAUCUCUGAGCUGCUUCCCUUUUUGAAGUCUUGCACUGGUCUU